UACUCUUAUAGUGGAAUGUACAUGUGCUUUGUAUUGUAUGUAUACGUGUUCCCCAACGCUGAACUGACAUCACGUGUGACCACUAAGAAAAGAAUGCUAUGGCAAUUUGCGUAUGAACUUUAUAUUGUACACAGUUAGUACUACUAGCGGCGUGUUAUAUAGUGGCUAAUGUUGUCAGCUGUUUCACACACACUGUAUAAACUUCGUAUACACGAUCGAGUAGUCAUACAUUUUUCUACCACAGGAAGUAUAGAACUUGAGCUUGACAAAUUGAAACCCCAACUUUGCAGAAGGACUUUAUUUCGAUUCCAGUGGAAGCCGAUAGGGGGGUGGGGAGAUAGGGGAGGUGAUACUGGACCCCCAGUCCGCAGAGUGAAGAGUGAAGGCCGGUUCGGACCAUCCAACACCAGGCAAGGAAGGACAGUGGUGGUGUGUUGAGUGGCGUGGAAUUUGUAGUACAGCGACAUCUACUGAACAUCUGCAGGGGAAUCCGUGGUAUCCAGUAUACAGCAUGGCUUCAAGACCAGAAGAUACAGGUGAGGAGACAACACCACCAGUGACGACACAACAACGAGACCCGGCUUCCCGAGCCUCGCCCACCGCGGACGUUGGCAAGCUCUGCUCGGGCCGGUGCAAGUGGUUCGAUGUCUCCAAAGGUUACGGCUUCAUUACAACAGAUGACAACAGCGGUGAUGUCUUCGUCUAUCAGUCCAGUAUACAGAUGGGCGGAUUCAGAAGUCUAGAAGAGAAUGAGGCUGUAGAGUUCGUCUUCAAGAUAUCAGGGAAGGGUCGAGAGGCGGAGUCUGUGACGGGACCCUGUGGGGAAGAUUGCAAAGGCAGUAAGAGGAAGGGAAGAGCAAAACACAGAAGAAGAGAUGACAGCAGGUGUUACAACUGCAAUGAGCACGGCCACCACGCCAAGAACUGCACGGAGCCUCCGCUACCCAAACGCUGCCACCACUGCAAGUCGGAGGAGCACCUCAUUGCCGACUGCCCGGACAAGCCGGCCCAGGGGGAAAAGACGCCAGACAACGGCCAAGAAAGUAGUGACACACCCGGAGACGGGUCUGGUGCCCCGGCUACAUCAGGAGACCAGUCUACCUCAUCAGUAACCUCAGAGGGUAGUAAAAGCUAGUAGUAGAAACAGAAAUAGUUACCAUGACAUCAGAAGCGGCUGAUAUAGUUGUGGUCUAUUUUUUUGUUUUGCUGCGGCGAUUUUUUUUUACGGGAAAAAAAAAGAAGAAAAAAAAAAAAAAACUCAGGUUGACUUUCAAAACGGUGCAUUUUUUUUAAAGAAAUCGGUUUAAUGGGUGUUUUUUUGUUGUGUGUAAAUGGUGAUUGGUUGAUUACAGGUGGAAAUCUGUCUGCCGUUUUUUUAUUGCAGGUUUAAAGAGAUGAGGAGAGUUAUUGGCCAAGAAAACAAGAAAUUCCGAAAAGAAAUAAUUCAGCAUCUGAAACCGUAUUGUUUUCAAGAAAGGCCCACAUUUCAAAUACGGGUGUGUUUUUAUACACUUUUUUGUUUUUAUAGUUUGAAAUGUAAUAUAAAGUAGAAUUAAUUAUUGCAAGCAAACCCACACUAACCCUUCGAUAGAAGUAGAAGUAGUUGAGGCUCUUUGUAUAUUGUUAUUCCAACUCCGUAGACCUCCAAUUACUUCCUAGGAAUUGAGAAACUUGCAACAAAGCCUCUUAGUUUUCUCAGUUUGUUUUGUAGUCCGAUUAAGAUGCUUUCUUUUGUCCAAGAAAAGCUGAAGUACUUUCGUUAGAGACUUGUCUUGAUUUGAGCCUUCCGAGUAUUGGAAAACAAUUUUUGCAAAGAAGUCUUUAGAGUAAAACAUUAAUUCCUAGAAAUGUUUGAAAUCUGACGUCCUACACAAAGCCAGACUCGUGAUUUCUUUAUUCCUACAGUGUUCAUACACUCAAACUGUUGUUAUUUGUUGUUUAUUUUAAUGAUUUUGGGGUGAAACAUUUCAGUAUUAUGUUAAGGUAUACGGACGAUAUAAAGUUUGGAUGUUUUGGAUUUAGAGGUUUAUAGACCUUUUCGCAAAUACCAAUGCGCAAGCGCAGACUGUUG
Messenger RNA from Asterias rubens (European starfish), 2071 nucleotides. Its product is annotated as protein lin-28 homolog. The transcript has 4 exons. Gene Ontology annotation, molecular function: nucleic acid binding; zinc ion binding. Lineage: Eukaryota; Metazoa; Echinodermata; Asteroidea; Forcipulatida; Asteriidae. Bases 512 to 1135 code for a protein of 207 amino acids. The record is from RefSeq and is a predicted model, not a curated record.